Drosophila hydei is the source of this 1491-nucleotide messenger RNA. RefSeq names its product polycystin-2-like. The record is from RefSeq and is a predicted model, not a curated record. NCBI's taxonomy places the organism in Eukaryota, Metazoa, Arthropoda, Insecta, Diptera, Drosophilidae. Gene Ontology annotation, cellular component: membrane. The transcript has 6 exons. Gene Ontology annotation, biological process: detection of mechanical stimulus. The coding region runs from base 86 to 1435 and encodes 449 amino acids. Gene Ontology annotation, molecular function: calcium channel activity; calcium ion binding.
UUUGCCAAGAGUAUUAUCGACAUUUAAUAAGUUCAAAAAUAUUUGUGAAUACCUCAAGGAGGAAUAUCGCAACGCAUAUUCAAGUAUGGCCAACUCUGCUGCUGACUUUGCAGCAGAGAACCGAUUUCAACAAUGGCUUAAACGUUCGAAGGAUAUUAAUUACAGCACUAUAAGGACUGCACGUCGUACUACUGUCGAUUUGCUUAUCUAUGUCAUAUUUUUGGGACUGGCUUCAAAAGUGACGCAGACGUUCAAUAAUAAAAAUAUGUUCUUCUACAACGACUCUUUUCAGAGGCAAUUGAUAAAGCGUGAGUUUACCUUGGAGGAUGGCUCAAAAUGCAAAUUUGAGAUUUACAGCAUCAAGAACUUUUGGGGCUAUGCUUUGCAUACAUUUUUACCAUUUCUCGUGCAAGGCGACUUUAGGCCGAAUGAUCCGAGCGCCAUCUAUGAGUUUCCCAACGGGACAACGUUGUAUGACGACUUCAGUGGUGAUAUUGUCAGUCGCAACAUAUUACAUGGAAAUGUAUUGCUCGGACCACCGCGUCUGAGACAGAUCUCUGUGACUAAAGGUGUCUGCAAGACGAGUGUCUUCACCAAUCACAUGCCCACGUGUUAUCGUCCCUACACUUGGUUCAAUGAGAACCGUGGACAGCAUCAGGGAUCUGCCUGGGUAAGCAUGUGGGAGGCUGGAGUGACGCCUAUAAACGGCGUGUUGGAAGUGUAUUUGGGCGCUGGCUUUGUCAAGAGUCUCACCCACAACCAUACGGAAAAUGUCAAGUUAAUUGAGAGCUUGCGCGAUAGCAAAUGGAUCAGUCGCAAUACCCGAAUUGUUGUAAUUGAGUUCAAUUUAUAUCACAUCAUGACAAACUUAUUGGAGAGCGUGAAGCUUCGAUUUGAACAAUCUUCCUUUGGUGGAAUUAUUCCCAGUUAUUCGUUCACAGUAAUACAGCGACAUUCGUUCUUUACCUCACCCGAGCGGAGCUUACAAGUUAUAGCAUCUUUGUACUAUGUAAUGGUCGUGCUGUUUACAGCUAGAGAUGCUGCUAUUAUCACACAAAUCGGUUUCUGUAAAUAUAUACGCAGAUUUAGGAACUGCACGGACUUUUUCUGCUACGUGCUAUCAUACUUAAUGCUGAUAAUCCAUAUCGUUCAUUACUUCCAUAUUGAAGGCUUAUUAAAGAGAAUGAAAAGAUCUGAUAAAUAUAUUUCUCUUGACUGGGCAUGCGUCUUGGUAAUUGCCUACAAUAAUAUUGCUGGAGCUGCAAUUUUUCUGAUCUGGGCUCGUCUGCUUACCUUUUUGAUAAUCAAUCGAACCAUGGCGGUAUUUGUGGAAGUGAUGCGAAGAAGCAUCCACGAAAUGAUUGGAUUUUCUGUCAUGCUCGUGACCUUCAUAAUGGCCUACGCAGAGUGUGGCCUUGCAUUAUUUGGCGACUAAAGUUUACGAUCUGCUGUAUUUGAUCUUGUGCCGUAAGCGAAGACUGCGCGAAGAAA